CUCGACACCACCCAUCUGCACCACCCACAGCAGCCAUGAAUCGCCUGUUUGGAGCGAAAAGCACUGCGCCUAAGCCCACCCUGGGCGGCGCCAUAUCGAAUGUCGAAACAAGGAUCGAAAGCCUCGAUGUUAAGCUCGCCAAACUCAACGCCGAGCUGUCGGCAUACCAACAGCGCCUAGGAAAGAUGCGAGAUGGCCCCGGCAAGACAGCCAUCAAGCAAAAAGCCCUCAAAGUCCUUCAGCAGCGGAAGAUGUACGAGUCCCAGCGUGACCAGCUCCAGCAGCAGUCAUGGAACAUGGAGCAGGCAGGCAUGAUGCAGGACAACCUGAGAAACACUAUGACUACAGUUGGCGCCAUGGAGACAACCACCAAGGAGCUGCGGAAGCAGUACGGCAAGAUUAAUAUCGACAAGAUUGAGAAGCUCCAGGACGAGAUGGCAGACCUCAUGGACAUGGGAAACGACAUCCAGGAGAGCAUUAGUCGCAGCUACGAUGUGCCAGAGGAGGUCGAUGAAGAGGAACUCGAUGCAGAGCUCGAGGCGCUUGGAAAUGAGGUGGAAUUUGAGGGUAUUGGGGAGUCACAAGGAGUGCCAGGCUUCAUGAUGGACGAAGCAGUGCCCCCCACGUUCAUCGACGAACCCCCGGAGCCAGGCAAAGUGAAGGAAGCUGCGGGCUGAGUGGAAUCACCUCAUCUUAGCACCAAGGCAAAGGCAGAGUGCACUAAAGGUCAACUUACAGCAUAUUACGGCCUUCGCCUGCAGAGAAUAUGAGCAUGCUGGUGCGCCAAGUCUCGUCCCAUGAUACAAAAUUGCCCUUCUCUCCAUUGUAGCGCACAUCGACGCUCUUUCCAAGCUUCUGAGGAAGAGCGGGGAUGGGCGGGAUGGAAAACGACAGGCUUGGGUUGCGCGGUCUUGGCAUCGACGACCGAUUGGUUCGGACACAUGACCACGCCAAGUCUAUCCGGCCGAAUCAGCGGAGGAGCGAACCCGGACAUCAUUCCACCAUCUUCAGCACUCCAGGCUUCAUUGCUCCCGAGCUCCCAUUUGCGUCCAUUGUUCUAGAUUCUCAUUACGCGUCAUCAGCCAACCCACUCCAUAGGUGCGCAUUUGCGCUUGUGAAUUUAGAU
Molecule: messenger RNA, 1126 nt
Organism: Lindgomyces ingoldianus
Lineage: Eukaryota; Fungi; Ascomycota; Dothideomycetes; Pleosporales; Lindgomycetaceae
Product: charged multivesicular body protein-like protein 5
Exons: 2
Coding region: 36-677 (213 amino acids)
Biological process (GO): late endosome to vacuole transport via multivesicular body sorting pathway; vesicle budding from membrane
Cellular component (GO): multivesicular body
Source: RefSeq, a predicted model, not a curated record